Thalassophryne amazonica is the source of this 4595-nucleotide messenger RNA. It is a transcript of the gene st14, whose product is annotated as suppressor of tumorigenicity 14 protein. The transcript is spliced from 19 exons. Gene Ontology annotation, molecular function: serine-type endopeptidase activity; protein binding. NCBI's taxonomy places the organism in Eukaryota, Metazoa, Chordata, Actinopteri, Batrachoidiformes, Batrachoididae. The record is from RefSeq and is a predicted model, not a curated record. Bases 207 to 2747 code for a protein of 846 amino acids. Gene Ontology annotation, biological process: proteolysis; acrosome reaction.
GUUCCGCUUUAGGUGUGACGCUCCUUCAUCUGCGACGACGUAGGAAGAGAAACUGUCACCGGGAUUUCAUUAGGUCUCAAAUGUUAUUCAUUUUAAACGUGAGAUUACAUAACUGAGAGCUUCAAAGAGGAGUUUGUAAAGUUUUACAAGUUAACAAGGUUCAGGAGGAGGUGCGUGGGAUCCAGGUGAAGUCCUGACGGGUCGAGAUGAGUACGGCCAGGUAUCAUUAUCAAGGUCCAAAUGGCCAGCAUGAGCGUAUUGACUUCUUAACCAAUACAGAGAAGAAGCCAUCCAAGAGAAAGACAGCCAUCUUGAUCGGGGUUCUCGCAGGGGUUCUAGUCCUGGCAGCUAUUGCAGCUUUUCUCAUUUGGUUUUUUGCCUUUAAAGAUGCUGAUUCUGCCGAUAAACUUAAUAUACACCCUCAACCCACUCCAGUGGUGUUCAGUGGACGUUUGAAGCUGUCUGGUGUAAAUUAUGACGCCAAACUGGAGGACACCAACAGCAGUGAGUUCCAGGUGCUGGCUGACAACUUGGAAGGAGUUCUGAAGGAAAACUACAAUAAAGAUAAAUUCCUGAAACAAUAUUACUCCAAGUCUGUCAUCACUGCAUUCAGCGAGGGCGUGAUAGCCUAUCAUUGGACCCGUUUUAUAGUUCCCGUGAAGGACGCGGAGCUCGUGGCAGAAUUCACAGAGGAGCGGGUGUUGGAUGUAUUGGAGAAAGGCAUUCAGGCAAAGUCCUUUGUGGCCAGGCAUGGCUCAUCGCGCAGCAGCAACUUCACCAUCACCAAAGUCACCGCUUCACUCACAGAUCCACGCCUGGCCAAGAGCCCGAGAGGUGAGGAGUGUUUCUUCCGUCUGGAGGCUGAAGACACUGAACAGAUGUUCACGUCACCAGGGUAUCCCGAGGGCUACCCUGUCAAAUCCCGGUGUCAGUGGCAAAUCCGUACAGCAGCGAAUAAUGCCAUUUCUGUCCAUUUUAAAUACUUCUACAUCGAGGACUACUGCUCUGAUGACUUCGUCAUCAUCUACGACACUCUGGGCACAGACGAUUCUCAAGCCAUAACAAUAAAGUGCGGCCAAAGGCCUCCCACCAAUUCUCUGCAGGUGGCAUCAUCUGGCAACAUCAUGCUGGUCAACUUGAUCACAGACACUGAAGUCCAGAGACCCGGCUUCCAGGCCCUCUAUAAAUCCAUCCCCUCAUCUGCUGUUAAAACCUGUGGCGGCGUCCUCUCUGAAAGCAACGGCACCUUCGUGUCUCCCCUUCACCCCAGCUUCUAUCCUCCUGCUGUGGACUGCAAGUGGACCAUCGAGGCUCCAGCUGGGAAGAAUAUACGAGUAAAGUUCACCCUCUUCCGCAUGAAAGAGCCUGGGGUGGACAGCCGCAUUUGUCACAAAGACUAUGUGCAGGUUAUGGGCACCAAGUACUGUGGUGAGAUGGCCUCUUUGGCUUUGACCAGUGACUCCAAUAGCCUUGAAGUGUUAUUUCACUCCGAUGAGUCCUACACAGACAAAGGCUUUAAGGCUGAGUAUACCGCCUUUGAUCCCGCCAACCCUUGUCCCAACAAGUUCGCCUGUGCUUCUGGCAUCUGCAUUGCAAACCAGCUCCACUGUGAUGGCUGGAAUGACUGUGGCGAUAUGAGCGACGAGGUGAAAUGCAAUUGUGCCAAGGACCAGAUUGCUUGUGACAAUGGAAUGUGCAAGCCGUCAUACUGGGUGUGCGACCGCGUCAACGACUGUGGAGACUGGAGUGAUGAAAAACGAUGCAGUUGUGCUCAGAACGAGUGGCGCUGCGGGAACGGAGGAUGUUUGCCUCAGGAUGUCAGAUGUGACAAAAAGAAAGACUGCGAAGAUGGAAGUGACGAGGCUGGUUGUGAAAGCUCCGUGGGGAUCUGCUCCGACUUCAGUUUCCAGUGUAAGAACAAAGACUGUGUCAAUAAGGUGAACGCCGAAUGCGACCGUGACAUAGACUGCUCUGACGGCUCAGACGAGGAGCACUGUGAUUGUGGCAUCAGACCUUAUAAACUCAACCGCAUCGUAGGAGGGCAGGAUGCAGAACUGGGGGAGUGGCCCUGGCAGGUCAGCCUUCACUUCAUGACCAGAGGGCACGUUUGCGGUGCCUCCAUCAUCUCGCCAAAUUACCUGCUUUCUGCUGCACACUGCUUCGUCACCCACGACCCACAGAACCACAUUGCAUCCAACUGGCAAACCUACAGCGGCAUGCAGGAUCAGUACAAGCGGGAUGGCAUACAGCAGCGUGCCAUAAAGAAAAUCAUCAGCCACCCAUAUUACAACCAGAUGACCUAUGACUAUGACAUCGCACUGCUGGAGCUCAGCCAGCCGCUGGAGUUCAGUAGCACCAUCUACCCUGUCUGCCUACCCUCUGUUUCCCACGUCUUCCCCGCAGGCACGAACUGCUUUGUCACAGGCUGGGGCACGCUUCGAGAAGGAGGUCAGUUGGCGCAGCAGCUGCAGAAGGCCACAGUGAAGAUCAUCAACGACACCGUGUGCAACGUUGUCACAGAGGGCCAACUCACCUCCAGGAUGCUCUGCAGCGGCUUCCUAGCCGGAGGGGUGGACGCGUGCCAGGGAGACUCCGGGGGUCCCCUGGUCUGCUUUGAGGAGAGCGGGAGGUGGUUCCAGGCCGGCAUCGUGAGCUGGGGCGAAGGCUGCGCUCGCCGGAACAAACCCGGCGUCUACACGCGAGUUACCAAACUGAGGGCAUGGAUCCAGGAGCAGACCGAGAUUUGAUCAUGCAAGAACAUGGAGGCCUGCUGCGACGGGGAACCAUGCAGUGCUUUUUGAAAAAAAAUGGAGUCUGCUUAAGGACAAGUUUCUCCAAGAUUUAUUCCAUUUAGCAGCAGACUUGGUGCCUGGACCACCGACUCACAUAAAUGGAUUAAGGCACUUUAGUUUGAUGCCAACCUCUGUUUUCGCAGUAUAAUCACACAGACUCAGAUGUUGUAUAUAUGUGUGUUUAAGACAUAAAUCAGAGCAGUCGGUGUACUAUCAUGUCUAUUUUACUUGUUAACAAUAAUGUUUGUUCGGAGAAUGUAGGUAAAGUUUUGAACGGAGGCCGAUUCUGAACCUUUUAGAUUUUUUUUUUUUUUUUUAAAUAUCUGUGCCAGAUUUUAUUUUGGUUUUCUUUCUGGUACUUGAUUGUUUUUGUGUUUGUUUUUUUUUUUGUUUUUUAAAACCAAUGUUUUAUGUAUCUACAAACUGGUGAGAUGCCUUCAUCCUGGCGGUUUGCAGGGAUUGUUGCACUUAUUAGUGACUUUAUGCAGUAGAUUUUGGCGUUGGAACAAGAAUCUGAAAUCAAGAUAACUUCUUACACAGGAUAUAUACUUUAGGGGGUCAAACCUGUUCCAAAGCUCAACACAGAUUCUUGUCAUUAUGGUGUGAAAAUGAACCUGGAACCUGGCAUAAAGACACCUAGACACCCCCUUUAAGAAAAAGAAGGGGAAAAAAAAAUAACAUUAUCUUUGCAUGCAGUAUCUACUGCAAUAUUAAUAAAAAACAGCCUUUGCUUCUUGUGGAAAAUGCUGCACUCAGAGCUGCUGAACAGCAGGAUUAAAGUGUAACUGCUCCUCGUUCUUCCUCGCUCUGCUCAUCCCAUAACUUAAAAAAACAAAAUGCGGACAAAUCCACUCUAUAAUUCCCGUGUAUCCGUCUUUGAUUCUCAGGGUGCAGAUGUCCAGAAUGCCGUUCCAAUCAGCAGCCUACACUUCAAAUUUAGAUGCUGGGAAUUCAGUCAACAGCAGCAAAGUAUUUUCACAGUCUUCCCGAGUCUAACCUUAAAGCAGCAAUAAAAACAAUAUAACUGUCAUUGCUGCGCCUGUCCUGUGACGUUAAAUGCACCUGAAAACACCCAGUGAUGGGGAGUAGUCUCAAAGCCUGACCCUAGUGCUGAUCUGAGACCUGUGCACACCUGUUGGUUGACUCAGGACUCAGAUGUGCGUUCUUUUGGUGUGCUGUCAGAUGUUCACGAGCCUCAGCUGCUCCGUGAGUGCCCUGAAGUCAUUGUAUUCAGAGAAACUAAGGACGAGCAUUGGAUCCACUUGGGUUUUGCGCAGGUCACAAGGUGAGCUCGGGGUCAUUAGGGACUUCGGUGUUGCACACCCGAACAAAUCAGUCAGGUUGGGAAUCUUUUAACAUGGAUUUACUCUCCCUGCUGAUGCAAAACUUCUUUUUAAUAGAAAGUUUGGAAAGGAAACUGGACUGUUUCUUUUACAGCAUUUGUCCUCAUCUCUGAUGACAAAAAAAAAAAACCCAAAGUAUUAUUUGUUGAAGGUUAAAUCUGAUGAGGGUCAACAGACUUUUUUUGACUAAAGUAAGCAUAUUUAAAUGUGCCACUUUUUUCAGGAAGUAGGAUUUUUGUUUGUUUUUUUGGUGGGAUGGGAAAUGUGCAUUGUGACUGUGAUUUGGAUUAUAAGCAUAUAAUUUAUAUUCUGAACGUUUUUUGUUUUUUUUUAAAUAUAUGAGCAUUGCGACAAACAACAUUUUAACACAUUCCACGGUACCUAAUUAUUGUACCUGUAAAGUUUGUUUUUGACUGGGUCCUCUUUUGUACUACGUUGUGCCUAAUAAAUGCGAUUUUGG